GUUGACCAGCAUCGCAUCUUACAAUAUGUGAAACAUCCAGUAUUAGACUUCUCCAAGGGCACCAGCUUCCUCUGUUUGCUGUCAUCUUGAAUAUCUUCUAUUCUUGCCAUUUCAUUCUCGAAGCUCAAGUAAAGUGGUUGAUUAUUCAGGAUCAUACUCUUGUUUGUCAUCGACGUUCAGAGUCCAUCAGCGACAAGCCUGAUAACCACUUGUUGAAUAUUUGUUUACAACACUCGUUGCUGUUCAGGGUGACACUUGACCAUCACUAUGAUUGCUCCUGUGCAGAGAGUUGUCAUCAUUGGUGCUGGGAUAGUUGGAACCAAUGUUGCUGACGAACUGGUAUCGCGAGGAUGGAACGACAUCACUGUUAUUGAGCAGGGCCCAUUGGACAUGCCGGGCGGGUCGACUUCACAUGCUCCUGGUCUGGUAUUUCAGACUAAUCCAUCUAAGACCAUGUCACUUUUCGCCAAGUACACGGUGGACAAAUUGCUAUCUCUAGAGAAAGAUGGUCAGUCCUGCUUCAACCAAGUGGGGGGUCUAGAAAUCGCAACCACUCCGGAAAGAGUUGAGGAGUUAAAAAGAAAGCACGGCUAUGCUUCUUCGUGGGGCAUUGAUGCGAAACUACUCUCCCCAACGGAAUGCUUCGAAAUUUAUCCGAACUUGAACAAGGAUAUGGUCCUUGGUGGCCUCCAUAUCCCAAGUGAUGGUCUGGCACUGGCCGCAAGAGCUGUACAGCUCUUAAUCGAGCGAACCCGCAAGGCCGGCGUCAAGUACAUUGAUUGCACACCAGUUACUGGCAUCCAGCAGGCUGAGGGCCAAGUUACCGGCGUUAUCACAGGUGAAACCACUGUUCCGGCAGAUAUCGUUAUUUCCUGUGCUGGAUUCUGGGGCGUGGAAUUGGGUGCCAUGGUCGGCUUGUCGAUUCCUUUGUUGCCCUUAGCUCAUCAAUAUGUCAAAACAACAUCUGCACCAGCCUUAGCCGGUUUGAAUAAAUCUCCAAAUGGGGCCAGCCUCCCAAUUCUCCGGCAUCAAGAUCAGGACCUCUAUUAUAGGGAGCACGGAGAUAAGUACGGCAUUGGCUACUAUGGCCAUCGCCCCAUGCCUGUCGUUGCGGCGGAGUUGGGCAUUACAGCAAAGGCUGUCGACGAAAAGAAUAUGCCAUCACGUCUCCAAUUCACACCUGAAGAUUUUGCACCUGCGUGGACUGAAUCCAAGUCCCUUCUUCCAACUCUCAAGGAUACCGAGAUUGAAGAUGGAUUUAAUGGAAUCUUUUCGUUUACACCGGAUGGGGGACCCAUCGUUGGACACCACCCGACGCUCAACGGAUUUUACGUGGCAGAGGCUGUCUGGGUGACACACUCUGCAGGUGUGGCACGGGCAGUGGCCGAGGUUCUCACCAGUGGAAGGUCCAAAAUCGACCUCGCCGAAUGUGAAUUGUCUCGCUUCGAAGAUGUUCAGCUUACGAAGGCCUACAUCAACGAGACAUCGCAACAAAACUUUGUUGAAGUGUACGACAUUCUCCACCCGCUCCAACCAAAAGAGUCUCCUCGUAAUCUCCGUGUGAGUCCAUUCUAUCAGAGACAGCGUGAGCUUGGGGCUUUCUUCCUCGAAGGCGGCGCCUGGGAGCGACCAUACUGGUUUGAAUCAAAUCAAGAUCUCGUGAAAGAUCUGCCGGCAGAAUGGCAGCCAGUUGAACGUGACGCCUGGUCGUCGCGAUUCUACUCGCCUAUUGCUGCAGCAGAGGCAUGGAAGACACGAACCGCAGUGGCGAUGUAUGACAUGACACCUCUUCGCAGACUAGAGAUUGUUGGACCGGGGGCGGUGGACCUUCUGCAGAGGCUAUGCACAGGAGAUGUCUCUAAGAAACCAGGCGCAGUCACCUACACUCUUCUACUCAAUGAAUACGGCGGUGUCCGCAGUGAUAUCACUGUUGCAAGGCUGGAAACAGAACUGUUCCAAGUUGGUGUCAACGGACCGAUUGAUUUGGCAUAUUUCUCUCGAGAAGCACGAUGGCAAAGCCAACAUACGCCUGGCAAAUGGGCACACGUGCGAGAUAUUACGGGAGGAACCUGCUGUAUUGGUCUCUGGGGGCCCCUUGCCCGUGAAGUUAUUGGACAAGUCAGCACCGAUGACUAUACGAAUAAAGGCCUCCGUUAUUUCCGUUGCAAGAAGGUUUCGGUUGCAGGAAUCCCUGUUACUGCUAUGCGUCUAUCUUAUGUUGGUGAGCUUGGCUGGGAACUCUACGCCAGCGCCGAAAAUGGACAGCGUUUGUGGGAUGCACUUUGGAAGGCUGGUCAGGCGCACGGAAUCAUUGCAGCGGGGCGCACAGCCUUCAACUCAUUGCGUCUUGAGAAAGGCUACCGAUCAUGGGGUACUGACAUGACGACCGAGCAUAAUCCAUACGAAGCUGGAGUCGGAUUUGCAGUUAAAGCUGGAAAAGAAGACUAUGUUGGCGCUGCUGCGCUUGAUGGUGUCAAUAAGGAUACACCGUCUCGACGACUUCGUUGUCUCACCGUUGACGACGGUCGUUCCGUCGUUCUAGGUAAGGAGCCAGUGUUUCACGAGGGUAAACCCGUGGGUUAUGUCACCAGUGCCACCUUUGGUUACACAAUCGGGAAGCCGAUAGCCUACGCUUGGCUCCCAGGUACUCUGGAGGAUGGGGCUUCCACGGAGAUUGAGUAUUUUGGAAAGCGGAUAGUGGCGACCAUCACUCCAGAGCCCCUUUAUGACCCUAAAAUGACUCGUCUACGUGGUUAACUGGCUGGGUUCUCAGAAUCCGUAUAUACUUAAUUCGAUGUGUACGUUGCCUCCAUUUCUUUAAGACCUGAAACUUGGAUGUGUACACCCUUCAUGAUGAUUUAUUA
Exophiala mesophila is the source of this 2864-nucleotide messenger RNA. RefSeq lists its product as uncharacterized. Lineage: Eukaryota; Fungi; Ascomycota; Eurotiomycetes; Chaetothyriales; Herpotrichiellaceae. Gene Ontology annotation, cellular component: mitochondrion. Gene Ontology annotation, molecular function: protein binding; oxidoreductase activity. The transcript has a single exon. Bases 268 to 2757 code for a protein of 829 amino acids. The record is from RefSeq and is a predicted model, not a curated record.